Kockovaella imperatae is the source of this 1920-nucleotide messenger RNA. RefSeq names its product glycosyl transferase family 90-domain-containing protein. The transcript has 15 exons. Lineage: Eukaryota; Fungi; Basidiomycota; Tremellomycetes; Tremellales; Cuniculitremaceae. The record is from RefSeq and is a predicted model, not a curated record. The coding region runs from base 1 to 1920 and encodes 639 amino acids.
AUGUCCCCGAGAGCAUGGCGGACGUUGAGGCGAUUGGUCCUGUGCUUCGCUUCGUUCCUGCUGGUCUGCACGACGACGGGCUGGGGAUCAGGUGAUAACAUUUUUCCUCAUCGACUAGGCUUACCCUGGACGCGAGAGGAAAAUCCUGGUCCUUGCCAAUUCGUAUCGCCUAUGGAGGCUUAUCGGAAUGACCUCGCUCGACUGCAACGUAUCCACGCUUCCCGUGGCGCUCACGGACAAGCUCAACGACCUCUUCUUCAUGACUUUAAUGAAUCUCAUGCGCAUUCUCACGCUCAUCAACAUCACACGUUUUCCACCAAUGGACAUUUACUGGUAUCUCCGGAUUCCGAUGCUCCCCAUCCUAUACCAUUACUCUUGUCAGUCGGAGAGAAGAAAUGGGAAGAUCUCUUGUCCCGUCAGUCAACGACCCUAGAAGAAGCAGUCGAGGAGUAUACGAGGAGAUAUGGUCGCCGACCCCCAAAAGGAUUCGAUAUAUGGUGGGACUUCGCUGAAGUCUUCAAUCUAGUCUUGCCCGAUGAGUAUGAUAGGAUUAAUCUCGAUUUGGCCCCUUUCUUUGCCCUACCGAAAGAGGAGAUGAAAAGGAGAAUGCUCAUGGUGGAGGAUAUGCCCGAGACAUUCACGGUCAUCAUCAAGGAUGGCAGGGUCGAUGUACAGAUCCUCGACCCAGGUGGUCUCAGAUGGGAGGGUACAUGGCCAAGAGCUCGAGACGCCGCAUCUCUCAUAGAAGGCUUCGCUCGCUUUCUGCCUGACCUCAGAGUAACCUUCUCAAUCUUUGAUCAACCCCAGAUCUAUCUCUCCUGGGCUAGGCGCAAGUCACUCAUGGAGUUGGGUCUACGCAACGAGCACACCUCGCAUCUCCACGAGAUCGACGAUAUCGAAAUCAAGCUGUCCAGAAGUUGCUCUCCAGACUCCAACUUGAGGCAGUCAGGGCAAAACUUAUCUUCUGGCAAGUCUUUCAUCCAUGACAAUCUUCAAGCGGCCGAUAUAUGCCAAAACCCAUACCUUGUCCCCUUACACGGCCUGACCAUCGAGCAUCACGCUGCGACCUCACAUCCUCGUCCUCAUACUCAUCUCUUGCCUUUGUUCAGCCUCGCCAAGACUUCGAUCAACUCUGAUAUCCUCAUCACGCCACUGGAUCAAUUUUUCGACAAACCCGGCCACGAUCCGAAAUGGGAGCGUAAGAAGAGCUCCAAGCUGGCAUGGAGAGGCAGUCCGACGGGCAUUUCGACAAUGACGAGUGACUUACCGUGGCGUGAUUCUCACCGAGUGCGACUACAUCAUCAUGCCAAUAACAAGUCGUCCGCGCCAGCCGAAGUCAUGGUGCCCCACCUGGGAUCAAAUCCUUAUGACGGUCUCGAGUUGGGUCAGACCCAAGAGGUCCUAUCAGUCAAGAAAAUGAACGACUUUUUUUUCGACAUGAAGCUGGCUGGACGUCCACUGCAAUGUAUGGAAGACGAUGGAACCUGCGCAGACAUGCAGGAGGAGAUCGAUUUCGCCCCGUUCCAGUCGUCAGAUGAUUUGAAUAAACACAAAUUCUUGCUCGACAUAGACGGCAAUGGCUGGAGUGGUCGUUUUCGAAGACUCAUGCGCACGAAUUCUUUGGUAAUCAAAACCAGUCUCUUCACGGAGUGGUUCCAGCCACACCUGAUACCGUGGUUCAUGUACGUGCCAGCCAAGCUCGAUUUCUCCGAUCUGCCGGACAUUCUGGCGUUCUUCCGGGGCAGUCCCAAGCAUCCUGACAUGGGUUUUGAUGAGACAGCAAAGGCGAUCGCCAAGAACGGACAAUGUUUCGCGCAGCGAAUGUUCCGACUUGAGGAUUUGCAAGCGUACAUGUUGAGACUUCUAUUGGAGUAUGCGCGCCUGGCUGCAGACGACGGUGUGGAUAUGGUGAGUGCAUAA